Messenger RNA from Ahaetulla prasina, 1364 nucleotides. Its product is annotated as calcium-activated potassium channel subunit beta-2-like. The coding region runs from base 43 to 915 and encodes 290 amino acids. Gene Ontology annotation, molecular function: calcium-activated potassium channel activity; potassium channel regulator activity. The record is from RefSeq and is a predicted model, not a curated record. Gene Ontology annotation, biological process: potassium ion transport; detection of calcium ion. The transcript has 6 exons. Lineage: Eukaryota; Metazoa; Chordata; Lepidosauria; Squamata; Colubridae. Gene Ontology annotation, cellular component: voltage-gated potassium channel complex; membrane.
UUCGUAUUAUGGGCAGGUGACAGAGCAAAUCCACCUGCCGACAUGGAGCAUCUGAAUGAGACAAAGGUGGCUUUCAGCAAGCCAAAAGAAAAAUGGGGAGACACUGAAGAGAGUGAACUUUACCAAACCCUGAAUAAUGAACUGCCCUGCCAUCUUUCCUCCAGGACCUCAACGGUAAGGAGAGGCAGUGGAGACCAAUCCUCUAAGAUGUUCAUUUGGACCAGUGGCCGGAGCGCUACUUCAUACAGGCAUGAUGAGAGAAGAAAUAUUUACCAAAAAAUCAGGGAUCAUGAUCUACUGGACAAAAGGAAAACAGUCACCGCUCUCAAAGCAGGAGAGGACCGGGCCAUACUCCUCGGACUGGCCAUGAUGGUGUGCUCCAUUAUGAUGUACUUCCUUCUGGGCAUCACCCUACUGAGAUCAUACAUGCAAAGUGUUUGGACAGAAGAGACCCAGUGCACACUCCUGAACAUCUCCAUCACCGAAACCUUCAACUGCUCGUUCAGCUGUGGCCCAGAGUGCUCGAAAAACUCUCAGUACCCCUGCUUACAGGUCUAUGUCAAUGUUUCCUCUUCAGGGCAAAAGUACCUACUUUACCACACAGAAGAGACCAUCAAGAUUAAUUCUGAGUGUUCUUAUAUACCUAAGUGUGGAAAGAACUUUGAAGAGUCUUUGUCCCUUGUGAAUGUCGUCAUGGAAAACUUCAAGAAGUAUCAACACUUUACCUGUUUCUGUGACCCAGAAGGCAUUCAAAAGAAUGUGUUGCUAACCAAACUUUACAGUUCCAAUGUGCUGUUCCACUCACUCUUUUGGCCAACAUGUAUGAUGAUAGGUGGACUUGUCAUUGUUGCCAUGGUCAAGUUGACCCAAUACUUGUCUCUUCUUUGUGAAAGGAUCCAACGGAUCAACAGAUAGGAGCAACCACUAGCUUCUAGGAUUUGACUUACCGCUGAAAUACUGUUGUUUUUUUUCCAUUCUUCACCAAAGAACCUUAAGUUUGUAAUGUUUCUGUUCCAAGUUCCUUAUAUUUUUAUGAAGUAGAGCAAUAACGAAAAAGGCUGUUCUAUAUGCCACUGUGAUGAUAUACUCUUAUGCAGACAAUGAGAGAGGGAAUUAUGGUUUGCGUUGGCCAUCUAUAAGAUCUUGAUUUAUGCUGCAACUUAGUUAUUUUUCUUCUUCUCUUCUUCUUCUUCUUCCUCCUCCUCUUCUUUUUCCUUUUUCUACAGCCAAAACAGGGCUCAGUGUGAUCCUUUGCCAAGCCUUGUUAAUGAUUGUAUCAUCAUCUCAGCACAAAUCUGUUUUGGAAGGUUCUCCAGGCUGGUCAUAUGUCUUCAUGUGGACCAUUUAAGUUUCACUUAGGCAUU